This is a messenger RNA of Acomys russatus (golden spiny mouse), 361 nucleotides long. Its product is annotated as centromere protein W-like. Gene Ontology annotation, molecular function: protein heterodimerization activity; DNA binding. The coding region runs from base 1 to 348 and encodes 115 amino acids. NCBI's taxonomy places the organism in Eukaryota, Metazoa, Chordata, Mammalia, Rodentia, Muridae. The record is from RefSeq and is a predicted model, not a curated record. The transcript has 2 exons. Gene Ontology annotation, biological process: chromosome segregation; mitotic cell cycle; kinetochore assembly. Gene Ontology annotation, cellular component: nucleoplasm; kinetochore.
AUGGAACUAGAGACCACAUUUUGCUAUUUACCACUUUGGACCAUCUCACCACGCUCUCCCAAGGAUGCCAAUCAACCCAAAGGAGAUCAUAUUGGGGUACUAGCCUUCUCAAAGCUAGUAAACUGCAAGGCGCCCCGCGGCUUCCUCAAGUGCACCUUCAAGCAGAAGAAGCCACACCUGCGUCUGGAGACAUGCAGUGACCUCCUGAUUCAUUUGAAUUGUUUACUCUUUGUUCACCGACUGGCAGAAGAGUCCAGGACAAAUGCUUGUGGGAGUAAAUCCGGAGUUAUCACACAGGAUCAUGUACUGACUGCAGGAAAGGUAAUUCUGAGGAAGAGCAGAGGCUAGAAGUCAACACGUG